UUCCCCAUGGCCGACCCUGAGAAGUUGCAGGUUUCUUCGCCGCCCCCGCCGCCUCGUUCUUCUCCCUCCUCUUCAGACGCCUCUGCAGCAUCUUCCCCUGGCAGCCCAGUGAGUUUGGGCUGGCCAGUUCCGAGCAGGAGCAGCGGCCGAACGGUGGACCCGCUGGAGGAAGUGGAGCUGCAGAUCGGAGACGCAGCCUUUUCAUUAACCAAACUUCUUGAAGCCACAUCUGCAGUAUCAGCUCAAGUGGAAGAACUUGCCUUCAAAUGUACAGAAAAGGCACGUUUCCUUAAAACGUGGCAGGCCUCUUGAAAGAAGGCUAUGAUUCUUUGAAACCUGAUGACUAAUUUGGCAUACUUCGCUGUUUAAUAAUGACUGCAAUAAUUCAUACUUCUUCUUAUGUCAUAUUUGUACGUGUACCACACGUAUAGGAUGACCUCUGUCCAGCAGUUCUGUAUAUACUCAGAAUGAAUUUUUUAUUGGUUUUCUUGGCUUUUCUGAAAGCAGAAUACUGAUGCUAUUUUUGUUGCAGCCCAGUACUUGUUUGUCCUUACAUACUUUAUGCCUCUGAACUUUCGUAGAAUCCUUUAUGAAAGUUAACUUCA
This is a messenger RNA of Pan troglodytes (chimpanzee), 605 nucleotides long. Its product is annotated as renal cancer differentiation gene 1 protein-like. The record is from RefSeq and is a predicted model, not a curated record. Bases 7 to 312 code for a protein of 101 amino acids. The transcript has a single exon. NCBI's taxonomy places the organism in Eukaryota, Metazoa, Chordata, Mammalia, Primates, Hominidae.